Messenger RNA from Drosophila simulans, 1023 nucleotides. It is a transcript of the gene Xrcc2, whose product is annotated as DNA repair protein XRCC2. The transcript has a single exon. Gene Ontology annotation, cellular component: centrosome; Rad51B-Rad51C-Rad51D-XRCC2 complex; replication fork. The record is from RefSeq and is a predicted model, not a curated record. Lineage: Eukaryota; Metazoa; Arthropoda; Insecta; Diptera; Drosophilidae. Gene Ontology annotation, biological process: DNA strand invasion; double-strand break repair via homologous recombination. The coding region runs from base 106 to 834 and encodes 242 amino acids. Gene Ontology annotation, molecular function: four-way junction DNA binding.
UGUUUCAGCGCUGCGCAAUUCAACAUUAGCUGGCUGUCAUCGAUAACGGCCACAAUCGAUAACGCCUUUGUUUACUCCAGGGCGCAAAUUUGUAAAUUUCACUAAAUGGGCUCACGUCAACUCCACUUCGCCGUUUUUGGCUCCUGCGGCUUUGAGGCGGACACUUUGGUGGAGAUCUCCGGCCCCGGGAACAGUGGCAAAAGCCUGGUGCUCCAACAGUUGGUGGCCCACUGCCUGGCGCCCUACCAAUUCGGUGGUCGCCAGUGGAGCGUCCUGCUGAUCAAUCUGAGUCACAAGAUCAACCGCGAAUCUCUGGCCAAGAGCAUUAGGAUGGAGCUGAAGGCGUACACUGUCGGCGAAGUGGUUGCUGCGAAAUGCCCCACGGAUGAGCAGCUGGCCGAGAUUGCGGGCGAGUGCAUGAGUCGCGUGCGAUUCCUCAACUGUUUCGCGAACGAUGAUGUUUCCACGUCGCUAAUCGACGCCCGCUACGCGAUCAUCAAUGAUCCUGGCAUACAACUGGUUGCCAUGGACACACUCAGCGAAUUCUACUGGCUAGACGAGCCUAAGCUUACCAAGAGAAUGUCCAUGUAUCGCCACUAUCGAUUGCUCCAGGCGCGCCUGGAGAAGCUCUGCAAGGACGCCAUCGUGUGCGGCAUCUACACGGUGGAGUCUGCCUUCCUGGAGAAUCGCUUUGGCGAAAACCUGCCCGAGGCUGGCAUAAAGUACCAUGUCAGGAUGCAGAAUAUUCAAAACCAGAUACUCUUGAAUGGACUGCCUCUGUCGUUUAGCAAUGGGAUUCAUUUAAAUACAAAUACUAGCAAGGAAAUUACUUAGGCAUUGCUGAUUUAGUACAGAGUUUAAAGACUUAAUUAAAUUAUUAUUAUUAAUUUAAUUAUUAAAAUGAUGUUAGGAUCUGAUAGAAGUAAAUGAUUGUAUAUAGAGGGUACAAAUUGAUUAAUAGGUUAAGAAAAUUGUAUAUAGGUUAACAUUUUAACUUUAAAAAAAGAUUCCUUUUAGAGAUUA